This is a messenger RNA of Brassica napus (rape), 1254 nucleotides long. RefSeq lists its product as uncharacterized. NCBI's taxonomy places the organism in Eukaryota, Viridiplantae, Streptophyta, Magnoliopsida, Brassicales, Brassicaceae. The record is from RefSeq and is a predicted model, not a curated record. Bases 1 to 1254 code for a protein of 417 amino acids. The transcript has 3 exons. Gene Ontology annotation, molecular function: nucleic acid binding; zinc ion binding.
AUGGAGCAACUUCUUAGAUCACUACAAGCUUAUGAAGAAAAGAAGAAGAAGAAAGAAGAUAUUGUGGAGCAAGUUCUCAAGAUGAGAAUUGAUCACAAGGAAGAAAGUGGCCGAAGCAAUCUAAGACGUGGUGGCGGUCAUUUCCAAGGACGAGGUCGUGGUGUAAAUGGACGAGGUUGGAGACUAUAUGAAGACAACUUCAACCAAAGAGGAGAGAAUUCAUCAAAAGGUCGUGGAAGAGGAAACCUAAAAUCAAGGUACGAUAAAUCAAGCAUCAAAUGCUAUAGUUGUGGAAAGUUUGGACAUUAUGCUUCUGUAUGCAAAACUCCAAACAACAAUAGAGUUGAAGAGAAGUCCAACUAUGUUGAAGAAAUAAGUAAAGAAAAAGAUAUGCUAUUGAUGACUUACAAGAAGGAUGAACCAAAUGAGGUUCACAAGUGGUACCUUGAUAGUGGUGCAAGCAACCACAUGUGUGGGAAUAAAAGCAUGUUCGUGGAGCUCGAUGAAUCGGUGAAAACCAAUGUGGCUUUGGGAGAUGAAUCGAAGAUGGAGGUGAAAGGUAAAGAAAAUAUUCUCAUUUGCUUGAAGAAUGGAGAUCAUCAAUUCAUUUCCAACGUUUACUACAUUCCAAGCAUGAAGACCAACAUCUUGAGCCUAGGACAACUCUUAGAGAAAUGUUAUGACAUUCGACUAAAAGAUAAUAGUCUUUCUUUAAGAGAUAAUGCAAAUAAUCUCAUCACAAAGGUGACAAUGUCAAGCAAUAGAAUGUUUGUCCUAAACAUUCAAAAUGACAUUGCACGAUGUCUCAAGAUGUGCUACAAGGAGGAAUCUUGGCUUUGGCAUCUUCAAUUCGGGCAUCUCAACUUUGGAGGCUUAGAGCUACUUUCCAAGAAAGAAAUGAGUGUUUUAGAAAAGACACCACAAGAAGCUUGGAGCGGAAGGAAGCCUGGAGUCUCACACUUAAGAGUCUUUGGAAGCAUUGCUCAAGCUCAUGUUCCAGACGAGAAGCGGAGCAAACUAGAUGAUAAAAAUGAGAAGUACAUCUUCAUUGGGUAUGACGCUAACUCCAAAGGCUACAAGCUCUACAAUCCUGAAACAAAGAAGACAAUCAUUAGUCGAAAUAAGAGAAUGUGGAACAACCGAGAGAAGAGUCAGCUACACCACCAACUUCACCAACAACAAGUUCUCAAGGAGAUGAAAGCUCAAGUGAAAGGACUCCACGUUUUAGAAGUCUACAAGACAUCUACGAGGUAA